GUACCAGUCUUUUUUUCAAGGCCUCUUUUUCGCUUUAACCUCCCUAUAGAAGAGAGCCUAAUUUUGAAUUGGUUAAUUUUCCCGCAAGAUGGCCGGCGUGACCUACAUGAAAAACACAUCGUUUAUUCAAGCUGGAAAGUCCAUAGCCUUUUCUGCAUCUUCACUUCUUGGACCAAGCAAAAGUGUCAAAUGUAUCGUUGAUGAUGAUGGUCAAUUUGAGAUUACUGCUAAUGCUUUAAAGCUGCUAAGAGCAAUCAAAGUGGAGCACCCAGUCAUCUCAAUUAUUCAUGAUGCAUGCAAAGGACUGCAUAAUACCUUUGGUACAUGCUGUUCUACACUCGUCUUUAUGAUUGGCAGUUGGUUAGAAUCACUGGAUACUCUAAUGCAGGAGGGUAUACCAGUCCCAGUCAUUAACCAUCUGUUUGACGAGGCUGUUGAUUAUUGUAUACAAGAGGCAUUCAAGUCAUCAAUAUAUUUGGAUGAACUGACUCGACCGAUGACAGGAAGGAUAUCUGAUCCCCAAAUUAAGAUAGUGCCAGCUAGAACCACAGGAUUCUCAAAGGAUGCUGUUGUGCAGAAACCUGACAAAGCAACGCUGUCACAGGGCUCAAGCAUUAGCAACCAUAGAAGCCAGCCCUCAAAUUUCAUUUCUGGAUUUCAAUCAAGGACUUCGGCGUUUGACAAAAGUCCACGAACAGUUUUCAGCAGCAGAUAUAGUAGGCACCUGACUGAAGAUGCUGUUACUCAGUGUGAGGAAGAUCGAUUGUUGGCCAUUUCAGCUUCAAUAGCAAGGAUUUGUCAUGGUGUUGCACGAAACGAUGCUAAUGUUGAGCAGAUCCUCCUGAAAGUUACGGAAGUUAUUAGAAAUAGGCAAAACGGAUUUAUAGAAAUAAGGGAUCUUGACUUAUGUCUCGAUGAUAUUUUUAUCGAGAUUUGCGAUGGUAAACCAGAAGCGCAAUCUUCUGUAUUUGAAGGUAUCUGUGUUGCAGAUGUUGUUGAUGACUUGAGAAAUACGUUAAGCCCUAUUGAGAAGAAACCUGUUAAAGUGGGCUUGAUAGAUUUUGAUCAAAUGCUUUAUUGCAAAAAGAGAGGAAAAUCUUCAGACGAUACUAAUAGGUCAGAUAGUUUUAAGAAGAAACUGCAUCAGUUGGAAAUCUCUUGUAUAAUAUACAGAGGAGAAGAUAAAGAAUUUCUUGACACAUGUCAUGCAGUAGGUUUAUUGGCGCUGAAAGUCAGCACAUUAAGACACCUUAAAGCUUUGUCACUUGCUACUAUGAAUCCUAUAGUAUCGUCGAUUUAUCAUCUCGAAUCGAGUGACAUUGGACUCCCAAUUGUUUUGUCCUUAAAGCACUUUACAGAUGAAUCGUUGAGACAACGCAGAGCAAAAAAGAGAUUAAAGUCAGUUAUUUCCUUACAAUUUCCUGGUUGUAGUCAAAGGUUUAUUACGAUCUUAGUUUGUGGGACAAUACCUGUGGUAACGUCGCUGUUAGAAGAGAGACUCACAAGCUCGCUAUGGCGGCUUAGAAAUCUUCUUAAAGAAAAGAAAUGUAUUCACGGAGGUGGAGGUAUUGAGAGAAAAUGCAUUAGCCAAUUGAAAGAACAUGCAGAACGAAGUCAACGUGCAACUUCCAACAACCGUAGCAGUCUACCCAGAUUUUUGGUUAACGAACUAAACAUAUAUAGGCCCAUUGUAUUUACUGAAUUAUCCAAAGGCCUGGAGAGAUAUUGCUCAAACAUAUCACGAAAUAUUGCCGAGGCUGGCGCAACCAAAGCAACCGCCAUCGAUGAUUUAGGAUCAAAGUGUGAGGCCUGGAAACGAGCUAUAAAUGUUGUAAACGUCAUAUCUCGAAUCGACAUGGUGGUUACAAAUGGCGUAGAGUAAAAGUGUUUAAAUCAGCCUGUACGCGGUCGAGCCUUGAGGAAUGCAGAAUCAUUUCAGAGUCAAAAAGAGAUAAAGGUAAAGGUCAUGGUUGGUUGUCUUGUUUGAUGUUUCAACUGUAGGGGAGAACUCGAAUCAGUGACAUCAGAAUAGAAUCAGCUGAAAGAGUGAGCAAUUGUUGGGUUUUAGCACGAUCCUGAUCAGAGAAUGUGAAGAGCAGACAGUACAAGUUGAAAAGCUAAAACACGGAGAGAAACUAAGGCAAGUAACCAGUUCAGAAUAUGUUGUUAAUUUUCAAAUUUCAAAAAAAAAUUUAAAGUCGUUUGGAAGAUUUUAAAAUAGAAGCAAGCAUCAUAUGAUUUUUGUGUCACUCCUAAUUGAUCUGCGAUGAAAAUAGCAGUGGUUUUGCUAAACAGAAAAUGACAUGGAAUUGAUCCAAGUGACCACAAAAAGAGGUCUGUUCUAAUCCACGGAAUUCGAACUUUGACAGGAGCUUAAGACAGGAGCUUUGGUUCUGUUAAUGCAGAUAAAUUUAGUCGUUUAUAACAAAAUUAUAUUGACAAGCAGAGAUUUAUCAAUUUUUAAACUUCUGAAGAUGCAAUUUUUGAAGAUUUUCAUAAAUUAACAUGUACAUUUGUAUAUAAAGUUUUCUAAAACCUCUCUGUUAUGAUAUAAAUUUAAAACCAAAUAAUUUUUAAACGAUAUAGAAAAAAGUCAUUUGAUUGUUUUUUUAUCGAGAUCUUCUUAGCCCUUUUGAGUAAAUGAUUGUCUUUGUAAAGAUAUACGCCUUUACUUUUUGUGAAAAGUUGAGACUCGGUCUUAUCUAAACAUGCAAUUUUCAUCAGCUCUGUAGCACAUUCAACACUUAAAACCAUUUUCAGAGCUGUUUAGAACCAUUUCAAAGUGUUUCUAAGACAAAACUUUGACCUUCAAAAUUGACAAUAUUUCUAAGGCUAUAGGCUUUGAUUUUGGUGAAAAUAUAUUCCUUGGUUUUUUUAAAAAACAUGACAUUUCCAUUGACUUUCUAACCUUUAUAACCCUUUUAAACCAUAUUCACAGCUGUUAAGGGACAUUUUCAAGUGUUUAUGAGAAAAAACUUUGAGCUUAAAAAAUGACGAAUUUUCUAAGGUUAUAGGCUUUGAUUUUGUUAAAAGAUGUUACUCGGUUUUUUGAGUUAAAUAUGCUACUCACAUUAAUAUUCUUACCUGUAGAACACAUCGAAAUAAUAUUCAGAGCUGUUAAGGGCUUUUUGAAGUGUUUUUGAAAAAAACUUUGACCCUAAAAAAUGACGAAUUUUCUAAGGCUAUAGGCUUUGAUUUUGCAAGAAAAUGUUACUCGAUUUUUUAAGGUAAAUAUGCUACUCACAUUAAUAUCCUUACCUGUAGAACACAUUGAAAUAAUAUUCAGAGCUGUUAAGGGCUAUUUUCAAGUGUUUCUGAUAAAAA
Rhopilema esculentum is the source of this 3324-nucleotide messenger RNA. Lineage: Eukaryota; Metazoa; Cnidaria; Scyphozoa; Rhizostomeae; Rhizostomatidae. The record is from RefSeq and is a predicted model, not a curated record.